Messenger RNA from Agrilus planipennis (emerald ash borer), 2120 nucleotides. RefSeq lists its product as uncharacterized. NCBI's taxonomy places the organism in Eukaryota, Metazoa, Arthropoda, Insecta, Coleoptera, Buprestidae. Bases 232 to 1464 code for a protein of 410 amino acids. The transcript has 2 exons. The record is from RefSeq and is a predicted model, not a curated record.
GUGAAGUACCACUCUAUACUGACUUGUAAUUAUAUAAUUUAUUACAACAAAGAUGCUGUAAUGUCGCACAUUAAUGAUAUGAAAUUGGAGUUGCCUAUUGGUUAAUGGUAGCGAUAGAAUUGAACUUUGAAUCCCUGGUGUCUAUUAUACAAUACAAUUCAAUUGAACUAUGUUUAGUUGAUCUGGAAAUGUGAAUAGUUUCUAUUUUUUAGGUACAAGAAGAAAUUGAUAAUGAAAACGUACAAAAUUAACGACUUGGAGACAAUAGCGAGAACUUUUCUGAAACCAUGCCAGAAAUUUAAGAAUUAUGAAGCGGUUUCACUUACAUCUAACGGUGAAAACUAUGGAAGUUUGGUGUUGGAUGUGAAAAUAUUUAUAGAGAACGAAGAAACUUGCAAGGACGAAGUGUUGAAUGUUGUGGCAAAAAUGUUGCCCCCUAACGAGUUUUUGAAAGAAGCGUUUAAUGUAAAUAUAACUUUUAAGAAAGAAGUUCACAUGUACUCCACGAUAAUGAACGAGCUUAAACUAUUUGCUAAAGAACAUGAUUAUAAGGAAUCACUUGAAUUCUUAGCAGAAUACUUUGGAUCAAGAGUUAGUUUGAAUCCUAACGCUGUUGAUGUAAACGACGACGCAAUAAUUAUUCUAGAAAAUUUAAAAUUAUCUGAAUUCGUAAGUGUUAGUCGUUUCAGUGGAUUCGAUCUCGAAGCUUCAAAGUUGAUCCUUAAAACUUUGGCUCAAUUCCAUGGAAUUCCCCUGUCUUUAAAGUUACUUUAUCCUGACAGGUUUGAGAAUAAAUUGAUGAAAUAUUUGGAACCUGGCAUGGAUUUUGAAAAAGAAAGAGAGUAUAUCGAUUGUCUUUUCAGAAGACAAUUGGAUAUCGCGGCUGAAUUUGAUAAAAGGUGUGAAAAGCUAAUUAGUCGGUUCUUGAAGCUUUUAAAUGACGCAGAGGGUAUGUUCGAUAAAAAUUGCUCUUUAGGAGAUUCAUACGGAACCAUAUGCCAUAUUGAUUUGUGGAUCAAUAAUAUAAUGUUAAAAUAUGAUAAAGACAAGAUGACACCAAAGAAAUGCAAAUUUGUUGAUUUUCAAAUAUACUGUUACGGAAACCUAACUCGAGACGUGGUUUUCUUUCUAUUUACCAGCACCCACAUUUCUGUAUUGAGAGAACAUUUUGAUGAACUAGUAGAAAUUUAUAGAAACCAACUUUGUAAUAUUCUCCAACAUUUUAAUUGUGACACAAAACCUUACAGAUCGGAGGGAUUUCGUGAACAGAUGAAGAUCAUUGCAAAGGCAACUGAAAUUGUUCACGCAUCGACGAUGUUAAAUGUGAUACAUGCAGAGAAAGGAGAAGUGAAGGAUAUGGAAGAAAUUGAACCUGACGAUUUUCUUCAGGAGAGGCAUUCGGAAAUUUACAAGCAAAGGCUAGCGGCCAUUUUUAAUAUUUGUUCUGACAAGCAAUGGGUCUAACAAGUUUUUUGUAGUAUGAGUCACAAUUAUGAAAGCAUCUUUUAAAUUUAAAUAAAAUAGAGAAAACUAUGAUGGUAAGGAUAAGUAGGAAAGAGAAAACUUGCUCUUUCUUACAAUAAAAUGAUUUAAAUCGAUGACAGCUAUUUAGCUGAAGUAGGUGAAUGACCUCUUCACCUACUUUGUGGUUGGGACCUAUCGCGAUUUAUUUCUCUAACUAAGUAAAUACUUAGUAAAUUAUUUUUUAUUUUACAAUAAAUUAAGAAAUUUCGUGUUAGUAAAAAAAUUAUCGCAUCUACUUAGAGCGCUUUUUAUGUUUUAAAUAGUCCUUUUAAUGGUUUUAAUGUUAAUAAUUCCCAAGUGAAGAGCUAGUCGCGUAACCAAUGCACCUCUGCUAGUGCGAGCAAGUUGUCUUGCUAAUGAUAACGUCACCCGACACUGAGUAGAGAAGAGAUCGUAAUGAAUCGAUCUAUCUACUGCACCUGCAUGUUCUUUGUACGUGCACGCAUGUUUGUAUGUGCGAUGACGUACCUAACUCUAAAUUUAGUUUUCUCAUUUUUUUACCUUUAUUGAACAAUCUCUUUUCAAUGAAGGUAAAGUUUCUCCCUAUUUAUUUAUCAUAAACUUUUUCUUAUGUCCUUAAUAAAAUACAUUUUUGA